Molecule: messenger RNA, 231 nt
Organism: Anisakis simplex (herring worm)
Lineage: Eukaryota; Metazoa; Nematoda; Chromadorea; Rhabditida; Anisakidae
Source: the annotation of a GenBank genome assembly
AUGGAGAAAGCGCGAUUUUUCGAGAAAUCCAUCUCGUUAUCAGAUGAUGUCGAUGCGGUAUCGGUGAUGCCAGCGUACCGCUUGAGUCGUUCACAGAACAAGGAUUUUGGACGAAACAUCAGACGGAACAUCGAAAUAUUGGAUCGAUUACUGAUUGGAGUCGUAUUGGAAAUUAGGAAUGGCACAGAAAUAUUAGAUGUAUCAAUCUCUAGCAGUAAACGAAAUACGUGA